GCGGCGACUAAGGUAGCAACUCGACCCGCCCUUAACAACCACAAUAACAACAUUGUGCGGGAAAGGCAAAUUAUGUGUUCAACUUUUCUUUGUUCUGAGUUUUUUUAUAUAUUUCAUUUGGGUAAUGACCGUGAUUAGAGUGGAGACUGAUAAAGCACAGAAUACGAGAAGUUUUUAGGACAUUAUUUGAGGAUGACUUUGCAUGCUCUCCCUCAAGAUACAGUUCGGCUCAUUAAAAGUACACAGGUUAUCACUACACCAGCUUCUAUUGUUAAGGAACUUGUGGAGAAUUCAUUUGAUGCAGAAUCUACAACAGUUUCCAUUAAAGUGGAAAACCAUGGAUUUUCUCGUCUUGAAGUCCGAGACAAUGGAACUGGUGUUCAUGAAGAUGAUGUCAAGUUCAUUGCUAAGCCACAUUAUACUUCUAAAAUUUCAUCCUUUUCUGACUUGGCAUGUUUAACUACUUAUGGGUUCCGGGGUGAGGCAUUAGCAUCACUGUGUACUGUAGCAGAAGUUAUUAUAACAACCAAAACCAAGGAGAGUCCAAUGGGCCAUAUGUAUUUAUUUGACAAUGAAGGAAAUGUAAAGGAAAAGAAGCCUGCAGCCACACCCAAUGGAACGACAGUUGUGGUCAGCAACCUGUUCAAGAAUGUCCCAGUACGACGGCAGUUCUUCAGCAACCCAAAACGUUGUAGAGAAGAGUUUAAAAAAUUAGAGGAUCUUGUACUAGCAUUCUCACUAGCUGUUCCUAAUGUACAUCUUACAUUAUAUCAUGACAAGUCCAUUAUCAUCCAGAAGAAUUCAGCUCGGGAUCUCCGCACUGCUCUCAUGAAUACUUUUCCAGCUGUGUUUAAAGAUUUUGUCUCAAAAAUUAAAUUAAUUGAUGAUAUCAAGUUAGAGGUACAUCUUCCAAGUGCCAGGUGUCUUUCCAACCAAAACUUCAGUCGAGUAACUGCUGACCGUCUCUUCGUUAUGGUCAACCAGCGGCCAGUUAUGCACAAGACUAUUGAAAAGUUGGUGAAAGCUCAUUAUAGCCAAAAGAUGGAAGGGUGUCAUGGUCGUUAUCCCAUUGGUAUUGUUGUCUUGACUCUACCUCUCGAUGCUGUAGACGUCAACUUGGAGCCUAACAAGACUAAGGUUCUACUCAAGGAUGAGGAAAUAGUUCUUGAGUCUCUCAAGGAAAUGCUGACAGAACUUUAUGGUCCUGUUGAGAAUAAGCAAAAAUCUGACGGGAAGAAAGAACCUAAGGCUUGUUCUGCAGUGAACACUCAAGUUACUUGUACUCUGUCUUGUAUUUCACAACCCCCAAAAAAUAAACAUUCAUACACAUUUAAAAAGAGCCAUCAUUCUCAAGAAAGAUUCAGUUCUUCACAUAUGGGAGUAGAGAAUCUUUUGUUGAAGGAUGAAGUUAUGGAAGAUAGUCUUAGACUGAAUGGACAGAAAGUUGGAAAUCUUAAGCCUAAGUCACCACAAUUAUUUGUUAGAGAUGAAGUAGUGGAAAAAGUGGAUCAAUAUUUCUGUAAACAAAACAUUACUAAUGUAAAGCAAACUGUGAUUACAAGCACCCCUCAUAGUGAAGACCAGGAAUUUUGUCCUUCUGUAUCUGAAAGUAUUAUUACCCAUGAUGGAGAAUUAAGACAUUGUGUGGAAGAAACAGAUACUGACCUCGAUAUAUUCUCUUCUAAAGAUGCCCAUAUUUUGAGCUCUGAUGAACAAAAUAUUUCAGGUAUUGAACCCUUGUCUAACUCAAAUUUGUGUAAUAAUGCCAUUAACAUUUCUAAACCAAAAACUAGUGAACAGUCUCUAGACAAGCCAAUGAAACAUAACGGCACUCAUAAUUUGAGCUCUAACAAGCAAAAUAUGUCAUGUAUUGAACCUUUGUCUAUUUCAAGUUCAUGUGAUGUUAAUGAGAAAGAUAUACCUAAAUCUAAACAGUCUAAUGAAUUAAUAAAGCCUAUUGGAAUCAGUGUAGCUUCAUGUGGGUCAGAACCUGAGAGCAAUCUCCUACAUGAAUCUCUCCUAGGAUCAGAUGGUAUUCCUGUCUUCAGAAUUGCUGCACUUCCAUCUGAGGAGCUACAGGCAAGCUUCAUGAAUGACCAGCCUUGUCAAGUUUCAGGAACAGAGAAAGAAAAUGUAAAAUUGACACAUUUAAAUAUUUGUUAUGAUGAAAAAGAUAGAGAACAAAAGACAAACUCACGAGAAAGUUUUACUGCAUUGAAAAAGUCAUCUUGUGAAGAGGAGUCUCUAAAUCCUUCCAUAGCUUCAAGUACAGAGAAAUCCACCGGAGGAUACUGGAGCAGAGGUCUUACAACAACUGGUGCAAAUAUUCAGACUGUACAGCUUGUUAAUUCUGCAAGUGCUGAAGGAAGAGUUCCCAACAGGAAACUUUCUCUUGGGAGUGAUGUAAGAAAGAGAGCACCAGUUGAGCUUCAAGGAGCAGAAGCUGUGCUAUCAAAGAAACCUAAACUUGAUUCAUUAAAACCAUCUGGCAGUGAAUAUAUCCAUGGCAAACAAGUAAAGAAACCAUCAAGUCCCUUCAUUCUUUUUUCAAGGGAUGUAAGGUCUCAAGUGUUAUCUGAAAAUCCUGGUGCAGACUUUGCUUUCAUUGCAAAGGAGUUGGCAGAAAGAUGGAAAGCUUUAGACCAUGAAACAAAAUGUUGUUAUAACGAUCAGGCUAAGCUGGAGAUGGUUAAAUACCAGGAGGAAGUCAGGAAAAUCCGAGAAAAUAGAGGCUUGAACACUUCAUUUAAUUCCCCAUCGAAAAAAAUUAGAAUGACUAAGGCAUCACUGGACAGGUACAUUGCUCCCAUGACUCCUCAGUUGAGCAAAAAUGGUGGAAAGUACGUCCAGAAGCAACCACUUGUAUCGAUAAGAUCUUGGCGUGAACGCAGUUUGGAGAUACACAUAACUAUAGAUAAAAUCAAGGAGGUACUGAAGAGCAAUCCUCCUGAUAUUAACUCAGGCAGCUUAACAACAUUGCUUGGUCCCUUGACUUCCUGUGGAGGUUGGCUGUGCUUGAGAGAAAGAAAUAUCAUAGGACUCAACACAUUUAGACUACAUGAAACUGUUCUUGUCAACAGUCUUAUGAAAACUUUUUGUCUUCCUGUGAAAGACCUCACUGAUUUUAUACCAUUUAAUGCAAGCACCCUUGGAAUAGAGAGCUGGAAGCUUCUGCUAAAGCUUCAUCGAGAAAUGGUGCCUGAUCGCAACAUGUACAUAGUUAAGGAUCUCAGAUUUGCAUACAAUGGUUUUAAAAUAGCACUUUAUCCUGGAACCAAUAGCAGCAAUCCCAUAUUAACUCAUGGAGAGAUCAUUGGGAUGACUGAUGCUGUUGGCUACUAUGGCAUUAAUGACUUUAAAGAACUGUUGUCCAGUUUAGUGGCACAUCCAUCUGCAACCAUAGAUCAAACACGCCCACUGAAAUUACAGCACUGGAUAAAGGUAAUAGUAGUAGCAAUAACUUGGUAGAGUUAUAAGUACAGGGAUGUGUAGUUUGUACCAAUAUCUCUAAAAUAGUACUGUACUUAUGAGAACCUUCAAAAGGUUUUUCCAGUUGAGAAUCAUUCUGCAAAAUGAGUACUCAGUCAUAUGCUGUAGGAACUAUCUAAGAUGAUUUAAAUUUUGAGGAAAAAAUUAGACUUAAUAUGAUUUUAUUUUUUUAUUAACACAGCCAUUUCCCACCAAGGCAGGGUGGCCCAAAAAAGAAAAACUUUGUCAUCAUUCACUCCAUCACUGUCUUGCCAGAGGCAUGCUCACACUACAGUUAUAAAACUGCAACAUUCAUACCCCUCCUUCAGAGUGCAGGCACUGUACUUCCCAUCUCCAGGACUCAAGUACAGCCUGCUGGUUUCCUUGAAUCCCUUCAUAAAUGUUACCUUGCUCACACUUCAACAGCACGUCAAGUCCUAAAAACCAUUUGUCUCCAUUCUCUCCUAUCUAACACACUCACACAGAAAACCUCCUUUACCCCCUCCCUCCAACCUUUCCUAGGCCGACCCCUACCCUGCCUUCCUUCCACUACAGAUUUAUACACUCUCGAAGUCAUUCUAUUUCAUUUCAUCCUCUCUACAUGUCCGAACCAUCUCAACAACCCCUUCUCAGCUCUCUGGAUAAUAGAUUUGGUAAUCUUGCACCUCCUCCUAAUUUCCAGACUACGGAUUCUCUGCAUUAUAUUCACAAUCACACAUUACUCUCAGACAUGACAUCUUCACUGCCUCCAGCCUUCUCCUUGUUGCAACAUUCACCAUCCAUGCUUCACACCCAUAAAAGAGCAUUGGUAUACCUAUACUCUCAUACAUUCCCCUCUUUUCUUCCAUGGAUAAUGUUCUUUGUCUCCACAGACUCCUCAGUGCACCACUCACCUUUUUUCCUGUCAUUUCUAUGAUUCACUUCAUCUUUCAUAUACCCAUCUGCUGACAUGUCCACUCCUAAAUAUUUAAAUACAUUAACCUCCUUCAUACUCUCUCCCUCCAGUAUGAUAUCCAGUCUUUCGUCACCUAAUCUUUUUGUUAUCCUCAUCACUUUACUCUUUCCUGUAUAUUCACUUUUAACUUCCUUCUUUUACAUACCCUACCAAACUCAUCCACCAACCUCUGCAACUUCUCUUUAGAAUCUCCCAAAAACAUAGUGUCAUCAGCAAAGAGCAACUGUGGCAACUUCCACUUUGUGUUAGAUUCUUUAUCUUUUAAUCCCACACCUCAUGGAAACACCUGACCAUUCACUUCUCUGACAACCCCAUCUAUAAAUAUAUUGAACAACCAUGGUGACAUCACACAUCCCUGUUUAAGGCCUACUUUUACUGGGAAAUAAUCUGCCUCUUUCCUACAUACUCUAACCUGAGUCGCACUAUCCUCGUAAAAACUCUUCACUGCUUUCAGUAACCUGCCUCCUAUUACAUGCAUUUGCAACAUCUGCUACAUUGCCCCCUAUCUACCCUAUCAUAUGCCUUUUCCAAAUUCAUAAAUGCCACAAAAAACCUCUUUACCCUUAUUGAAAUACUGUUCACCUAUAUGUUUCACUGUAAACACUUGGUCUACACACCCCCUACCUUUCCUAAAGCCUCCUUGUUCAUCUGCUAUCCUGCUCUCUGUCUUACUCUUAAUUCUUUCAAUAAUAACUACCAUACACUUUACUAGGUAUACUCAAAAUAGACUUCUUUCUUUCUUUCAACACACCAGCUGUAUUCCACCAAGGCAGGGUGGCCCAAAAAGAAAAACGAAAGUAUCUCUUUUUAAAUUUAGUAAUUUAUACAGAAGGGGUUACUAGCCCCUUGCUCCCGGCAUUUUAGUUGCCUCUUACAACACUCAUGGCUUAUGGAGGAAGAAUUCUGUUCCACUAUAAUUUUUACACUCUCUUUUGUCCCCUUUGCCUUUAUAUAAAGGAACAAGGCAUGCUUUCUGCAUGCACAGCCACUCCAAAACUAUAUCACCACUUGCUUUAACAUUUCUAUCUUUAUCCCAUCAGUUCCAACUGCUUUACCCCCUUUCAUUCUAUCCACUGCCUCGUGCACUUGCCCCACACUCACAACUGGUUCUUCCUCACUCCUUCAAGAUGUUAUUCCUCCUUGCCCUAUACAAGAAAUCAAAGGUUCCCUAUCUUCAUCAACAUUUAACAAUUCUUCAAAAUAUUCCCUCCAUCUUCCCAAUACCUCUAAUUCUCCAUUUAAUAACUCUCCUCUCCUAUUUUUAACUAUCAAAUCCAUUCAUUCCCUAGGCUUUCUGAACUUAUUAAUCUCACUCCAAAACUUUUUCUUGUUUUCAACAAAAUUUGUUGAUAACAUCUCACCCACUCUCUCAUUUGCUCUCUUUUUACAUUCCUUCACCACUCUCUUAACCUCUCUUUUUCUUUCUAUAUACUCCUCCCUCCUUGCAUCACUUGUACUUUGUAAAAACCUCUCAUUCCACCAAUCAGUCUUCUUCCCUCCCACACCCACUUUCCUGUAACCGCAAACUUCUGCUGAACACUCUAAUACUACAUUCUUGAACCUACCUUAUAUAUCUUACCCUAACUGCCUCCUUAAUUUAUAAACCUUCACCUCUCUCUUACUUGCUGCUUCCAUUUUCCUUCUCUCCCAUCUACUUUUUACUUUAACUGUAGCUACAGCUAAAAAGUGACCUGAUAUAUCUGUGGCCCCUCUAUAAACAAGUACAUCCUGAAGUCUUCCCAACAGUCUUUUAUCUACCAAUACAUAGUUCAACAAACUACUGUCAUUAUGGCCUACAUCAUAUCUUGUAUACUUAUUUAUCAUUUUUUUUCUCAAAAUAUGUAUUACUUAUAACCAAACCCCUUUUUACACAAAGUUCAAUCAAAGGCAUCCCCAUUUACAUUUACACCUGGCACCCUAAACUUACCUACCACACCCUCUCUAAACAUUUCUCCCGCUUUAGCAUUUAGGUCCCCUACCACAAUUAAUCUCGCUUGGUUCAGAAGUUCCUACAGACUUGCUUAACAGCUCCCAAAAUCUCUCUCUCUCCUCUCCAGGUGCAUACACACUUCCCACUUUUUGCACCUAACCCUUAUUUUAAUCCACAUAAUCCUUGUAUUUUUACAUUUAUAUUCCCUCUUCUCCUUCCAUAACUGAUCCUUCAACAUUAAUAUGAAUAUAGCUAAAUUUACAACCAAAAAUAUAAUCUCUUAUUUUUCUCAUCUUCUGUAUUAUUAAAACUUUCAUACUUUACCUUUUAACCCUUUGACUGUCGAAGGGCCAAAUCCUGAA
Messenger RNA from Cherax quadricarinatus, 6715 nucleotides. The record is from RefSeq and is a predicted model, not a curated record. NCBI's taxonomy places the organism in Eukaryota, Metazoa, Arthropoda, Malacostraca, Decapoda, Parastacidae.